CCCCCCUUGCAGCCCAGCCCCUCCCUUCACCUUACACUACCCUACAAAUACCCAUAUUUCCACGUACGACACUUGUGCAUCAGACAGCAGCAUCUGGAAAAGGAUCCAGCUCGGAAGGAAGGACCUAACGAAACUCUGACAAAGAAAAGAAUGGGGAAUGUUGGAGUUCAGAUCAUCUGUUUGGCCCUCGGGGUCUUCGGCCUGAUCGGGGUCAUCGUGUGCUGCAUUGUCCCUCGCUGGAAAGUGUCGUCCUUCGUCGGCUCCAACAUUGUGACCGCUCAGAGCACAGAGGACGGCCUGUGGAUGUCCUGCGUGGUGCAGAGCACCGGGCAGCAGCAGUGCAAGACCUACGACUCCAUCCUGGUGCUGCCCUCCGACCUGCAGGCCGCCCGCGCCAUGGUGGUCGUCAGCUGCAUGUUCUGCUGCCUCAGCCUCCUCAUCCUGCUCUUCGGGGCCAACUUCACCACCUGCAUCGAGAGCGAGAGCGCCAAGCCCAAGAUCAGCCUGGUGGCCGGGGUGGGGCUGCUGCUGGGCGGCCUCCUGGUCAUCAUCCCCGUCAGCUGGUCGGCGAACACCGUGGUGCAGAACUUCAACAACCCGCUGGUGCCGCAGAAGAUGGAGCUGGGCGCGUGCAUCUUCGUGGGCUGGGCGGCGGGCGUGUUGCUGCUGCUGGCCGGGGGGCUGCUGUGCUGCUUCAGCCGGCCCCAGUCCGGCGGCUCAGGAGGCACCGCGCACUUCACCAACAGCACCGGCGUCGUCAACAAAGCGUACGCGUAGCGCAUUCAUAGGGGACUGGUGUUUGAGAGAAAAAUGUCUAGCUAGCUCAGAGUCAAACGUUUGGGUUGCUAUCAACAAAGAUGCUGAUCAUUUGCUCUGGAUGUAAGAAGAUAAAUGAUUUUUUAAAAUAAUGAUUUAUAGUUUUAUUUUCAUGUUUUUAGUUUUUAUUACAUACGGGUCAUUUAAGCUGUCAACCAAAGGCACCUCAGAGGCCUCAGAGAGCAUCCACGUGCUUCCUAAACGCCCACACAUUUCAUGGCAUUCUAUAUAAAUUGCAUUCCUGCUCAGUCCCUUUAUUUUAUGUUUGUUUGCUUGGUUUCCAUUUUGUGUAAUGAUGCGAUUAAAUGAUUAAAAUUUGGUGUAAGUCAAA
Messenger RNA from Betta splendens (Siamese fighting fish), 1147 nucleotides. It is a transcript of the gene cldni, whose product is annotated as claudin i. Gene Ontology annotation, cellular component: plasma membrane; bicellular tight junction. The coding region runs from base 151 to 777 and encodes 208 amino acids. The record is from RefSeq and is a predicted model, not a curated record. NCBI's taxonomy places the organism in Eukaryota, Metazoa, Chordata, Actinopteri, Anabantiformes, Osphronemidae. Gene Ontology annotation, molecular function: structural molecule activity. Gene Ontology annotation, biological process: cell adhesion; bicellular tight junction assembly. The transcript has 3 exons.